Drepanopeziza brunnea f. sp. 'multigermtubi' MB_m1 is the source of this 1254-nucleotide messenger RNA. RefSeq lists its product as uncharacterized. Gene Ontology annotation, molecular function: protein binding. NCBI's taxonomy places the organism in Eukaryota, Fungi, Ascomycota, Leotiomycetes, Helotiales, Drepanopezizaceae. The record is from RefSeq and is a predicted model, not a curated record.
AUGGAAACCCUCCCAAUCGAGCUCCGGGCCUCCGUCCUCCAAUACCUCCCCCUCCAAGAGCUGAAAAACAUCCGCCUUGCCUCCAAAAACUGGGCUCUCCUAGGCGAGAACUAUCUCAUGUCCCCUUCCUUCAUAAGUGCCCCCCAUAGGCCCGAUACUGUCCGCCUGCACAAGAUCUCCUGUCAUCCCACCUACGCUCGUCAAAUCAUCUCAGUAAUUUUUAACCACGGCGGACUCAACGAAUACCCCCCGCGCCAACAACUCCACUUCAUGAAACACUAUUAUCGGCGUAGUAUCAGGGACCAGCAAUCCGAGACGUGGAAGGCUUCCGCGAACUUUAACCGAGUCGAGGAGAAAUUCCUUUCAGGUCCUUGCGACGAGGCUAUCCUCACAGACAUCUUCUCUCGCUUGCCGAAUCUACGCGAAGUGAACGUCACGUUGGUGGCAUCUUGUCCGAUCUCAAAAGCUGAUCGCAAAGUGCCGCGUCUGCUGCGGGACGUCUGGCUCUUCAUCCCUUCCCCGCGGCCCCUGGACAGAGUCGCGAUAGUGGAACGUAUGAACGCCAUCGUACGCGUCUUAUCUAGUAACUCCCCCACCAUGAAUAUCACUUCGCUAGUACACGACCGGCUUCCCUUUGAGUUCUUCGCGCAGCAAAGCGCCCAGAUCGCACUCCCGCAACCCUCCGCCACCCACGUUCUCCACUCACCCAGUAGCAAACCGGUACCCUUCGUCUCCGCGUUCCGGAACUUGGCCCGCGUCCGUCUCGCGCUGGAUUACAGCAAUCAGCUGAACGACAAGCACAUGAACCUCGUGUUCGCCAACCUCGCGCAGUGCCUGCAAGCUGCCGCUCCAUCGCUGCGGCACUUCGGAUUAGCGAUUCUGGGAAACCGCAAGCUCCAAAUCCGCUCUUUCCUCGCCAUCUUCGCGGAGCAGCGGUUCGCCUUUCCUUGUCUGCAAAGUAUUGCGUUACAGGGCGUCCGAGCGACGGAGGAGGAGCUUGGCGAUUUUCUCGUGGCCCUGUGCUGGGGCGGCCAUGGAAGUUUGAAGAGUGUGAGGCUGGGUGGCAAAGGUCUCCCAAGCUGUUCGAAUGGUGGGGGUGUGCUGCUUGAAAGAGGGAGCUGGAGCGGCCUUGCGAAGCGGUUAGGGAGGGAGAUGAAUGGGGUGGAGGUGCGCGUGCAGCGAGACACGAGGAGCCGGGAGAAUAAGCAUUUAUGGGCCUUCGACGUUGCUGUUGAUAUCGGGGAGUUGGUAUGA